Molecule: messenger RNA, 897 nt
Organism: Durotheca rogersii
Lineage: Eukaryota; Fungi; Ascomycota; Sordariomycetes; Xylariales; Xylariaceae
Exons: 1
Coding region: 236-589 (117 amino acids)
Source: RefSeq, a predicted model, not a curated record
AGGGCAUCAUCGAGCGCAGGGACGACGGCGACUACCGGCUCUGCAGCGGCGCCGGCGGCGCCAGCGCCGACCGCGAGCCGCCGGCCGCCGGCAGCGUCGAGUGCCAGCCCGACGAGCGGGACGGCGCCAGGCCGCGGGACCCGAACGACCGCACGAUAAUAGCCGCGAGCACGAUGGUGGACAAGAUGGACGUCGACGAAUAGCAACAACAACGGCCCGGCCGUAGACGCGCGCGAUGUCUGCUUGUCGGUGCUUUUUUUUUCUUUUUGGGAGGGGAGGGGCUUUUCUUUCUCGAGCCAGAGCAUUUACGGGACCCGGACCAUCUCACGAAACAGCAUCAUCCAUCAUUUUUUUUCUUUCCUCAUCAUCGGACAGCGAGGCUAUCGCGCAUAUACGGCAUUUCUCUUUUCUAAGACCGAGCGGCUACAGCGCGUUUUACGAAUCGUAUCUUCUUUUUUUGGUUGUUUUGGAUUGGGGGACGACGAGGAGGAGCAGAGGCGAAGGUUUCGUCUUCCUCCCCUCCGCCCUCCCUCUCUCUCUCUCUUCGGAACCGUGUCUCUUCGUCCGGGACAAAAACCCCCCUGGCUAGCCAGACGAUGCGGCGUACGAUUCCCACGGUCUCCCGCGCGCAACAUGUUGUCCUACUCCUACGAGGUUUCGACUUGCUCCUUAUUCGGAAAGCGUACGUGCGGAAGGGGAAUGUGGGGGAAUAGGAAAAAAAUAGCCAAACCCCGAAACGAAGACAAAAGACGAAGAAGAAUCCCGAGUCUGGCUAAGGACCGAUUUGUACGACUAUUUAUACCUGCCCGACCCGACCCGACCCCUCCCGUCCGGAGUAUCGUCGUUAAUCGUCUCCGGCCCGGCAUUCGUCAGCUGUGUGUGUGGGGGGGGGGGGGG